This is a messenger RNA of Chrysochloris asiatica (Cape golden mole), 1875 nucleotides long. RefSeq names its product matrilin 4 (gene MATN4). Bases 1 to 1875 code for a protein of 624 amino acids. The transcript has 10 exons. The record is from RefSeq and is a predicted model, not a curated record. Gene Ontology annotation, molecular function: calcium ion binding. Lineage: Eukaryota; Metazoa; Chordata; Mammalia; Afrosoricida; Chrysochloridae.
AUGAGGGGCCUUGUAUUCUUACCACUGCUCACGUUGCUGCUGCUCCUUCCGCCCCGGGAAACCCAGCCCCAGUUCGCAGGUCCUAAGUGCCGAACUGGGCCCUUAGACUUGGUGUUCGUGAUUGACAGUUCCCGCAGCGUUCGCCCCUUCGAGUUUGAGAUCAUGCGGCAGUUCCUGGUGGGCCUACUCCGCGGCUUGGAUGUGGGAACCAAUGCUACGCGCGUCGGUGUGAUCCAGUAUUCAAGUCAAGUGCAGAGCGUCUUCCCACUUGGGGCCUUCUCCCGCCGCGAGGACAUGGAGCGCGCCAUCCGUGCACUGAUACCGCUGGCGCAGGGCACCAUGACCGGACUGGCAAUUCAAUACGCCAUGAAUGUAGCAUUCAGUGUGGCUGAGGGUGCGCGCCCUCCGGAGGCACGCGUGCCGCGCGUCGCCGUCAUCGUGACUGACGGGCGGCCCCAGGACCGCGUGGCCGAGGUGGCGGCACAGGCGCGCGCCCGCGGCAUCGAGAUCUACGCAGUAGGCGUGCAGCGCGCCGACGUGGGCUCCCUACGCGCCAUGGCGUCGCCUCCGCUGGAUGAGCACGUCUUCCUUGUGGAGUCCUUUGAUCGCAUCCAAGAGUUUGGUCUGCAGUUUCAGGGCCGGCUGUGUGGGAAGGACCUGUGUGCUGAAGGGGAACAUGGAUGCCAGCAUCAAUGUGUCAGCGUCCCGGGCACAUUCCACUGUGCCUGCAACCCCGGCUACCAGCUAGCGGCAGACAACAAGCGCUGUUUGGCCAUUGACCUGUGUGCCCAAGGGACCCAUGGAUGUGAACAUCAAUGUGUCAGCUCUCCAGGUUCCUAUUCCUGUCACUGCCGAGCUGGCUUUGUGCUCCGGCGGGAUCAAAGGAGCUGCAGAGCCGUGGACCACUGCAGCUUCGGGAACCACAGUUGUCAGCAUGAGUGUGUCAGCACCGCCCGUGGGCCCCGCUGCCGCUGCAGACAGGGCCAUGACUUGCUGCCCGAUGGGAGGAGUUGCCAGGCUCGGGACCUUUGCAAUGGUGUGGACCAUGGCUGUGCAUUCCAAUGUGUGAGCGAAGGCCUGUCCUACCGAUGCCUGUGCCCUGAGGGGCGGCAGCUCCAGGCAGAUGGCAAGAGCUGCAACCGAUGCCGGGAAGGCCAUGUAGACCUGGUUCUGCUCGUCGAUGGCUCCAAGAGCGUGCGCCCGCAGAACUUCGAGCUGGUGAAAGCCUUCGUGAACCAGAUCGUGGACUUCCUAGACGUGUCCCCCGAGGGCACUCGCGUGGGGCUGGUGCAGUUCUCGAGCCGCGUGCGCACCGAGUUUCCGCUGGGCCGCUAUGGAACAGCAGCCGAGGUAAAGCAGGCGGUGCUAGCGGUGGAGUAUAUGGAGCGCGGUACUAUGACCGGCAUGGCGCUGCGCCACCUGGUGGAGCACAGCUUCUCGGAGGCGCAGGGCGCGCGGCCCCGUGCCCUCAAUGUGCCUCGCGUUGGUCUGGUCUUCACCGACGGUCGCUCGCAGGACGACAUCUCCGUGUGGGCGGCGCGCGCCAAGGAGGAAGGCAUCGUCAUGUACGCUGUGGGUGUGGGCAAGGCAGUGGAGGAGGAGCUGCGAGAGAUCGCCUCGGAACCACCUGAGUUGCACGUGUCCUACUCUCCGGACUUCAGCACCAUGACGCACCUGCUGGAGAACCUCAAAGGCAGCAUCUGCCCAGAGGAGGGCAUCGGUGCGGGGACAGAGCUGCGGAGCCCGUGCGAGUGCGAAAACCUCUUGGAGUUCCAGGGCCGUACGCUGGGGGCGCUGGACACCUUGACACAGAACAUGGCCCAGUUGACCGCGCGUCUGGAGGACCUGGAGAACCAGCUGACCACCCGGAAGUGA